CCCGGGCCCGGCGUCGGCGAACAAAGAGCGGCGGGAGGGGGCGGGGGCUCCGCAGCGGCACCGGAGCGGCGGCCCAGGCCAUCGGUGCAGGAUCCAAGGUGCUGGUGUGUCACCCUGCCUGGAGCCUGAGGUCCCGCGUGCCCAUCCGCCUCCCGACGUCACCAAUGCGACCAUGGGAACUGGCAGUGAAUAGGCGGCCACCCUCUGCCCCUUUUAACCAGCGCCGUUUCUCGGGGGGACCCUGCAGCAGCCCCGACCACCUCCGUCGAAGCCCCCCUGCCAGGCGUCAGUGGGGACGACGCGACCGACCUCUGGCAACCCUGCUGGGCCAGGAUGAGCCCCAGCUGCACCCUGCCUUCCCCCAGCAGCCGCCCGUCCCUGUAGAUGAGCCCCGCGCCUACGCUCUCCCCAGCACGCCGCCACGAAUGCUUCACCCGGCCGCUCACCCGCCCCACCAGAACCCAUUCAUGGUGGAUCUGCAUGACCAGGUGCACCAGGGACCUGUCCCUCUCUCCUACACGGUUACCACCGUCACGACGCAAGGCUUCCCCAUCCACGCCGGCCAGCACAUCCCUGGGUGCAGCACCCAGCAGCUCCCAGCAUGCUCAGUGAUGUUCAGUGGACAGCACUACCCGCUCUGCUGCCUCCCACCCCCGCUGAUCCAGGCAUGCGCCAUGCAACAGCUCCCCGUCUCCUACCAGACGUUCCCCCCCAUCAUCUCCAGCGACCAUUACAUCCUGCACCCCCCCCCGCCGCCAGUGCCCCCCCACCAGCCACCCCACAUGGCCCCCCUGGGGCAGUUUGUACCUCUCCAAGCCCAGCACCCACGCAUGCCUCUGCAGAGGAUAGACAAUGAUGUGGACCUGCGAGGGGAGCAGCACCCCAUCGCGGGCUUCACGUACCCCCCGUCCCACCACGCUCCCACGCUCUCCCCCUCCGUGCCGCUGCAUUACCUCCCCCACGACCCGCUGCACCAAGAACUGCCAUUCGGCGUGCCAUACCCCCACAUGAUGCCCCGGCGGCUGAACACCCAGCGGUACCGGCUGCAGCAGCGCUGCCCCCCCCCCCCGCCCCCUCCGCCGCCCCCCCCGUACUACCCGAGCUUCCUGCCCUACUUCCUCUCUAUGCUUCCCGUGUCGCCGACGGCUGUGGGGCCCACGAUCAGCCUAGACCUGGACGUGGAUGAUGUGGAGAUGGAGAAUUACGAGGCACUGCUGAACCUGGCCGAGCGGCUGGGGGAGGCCAAGCCGCGGGGACUCACCAAAGCAGAUAUCGAGCACCUCCCGUCCUACCGCUUCAACCCUGAGAGCCACCAGUCCGAGCAGACCCUGUGCGUUGUGUGCUUCAGCGACUUCGAGGCCCGGCAGCUUCUCCGCGUCCUGCCCUGCAACCACGAGUUCCACGCCAAGUGUGUCGACAAAUGGUUAAAGGCGAACCGCACGUGCCCCAUCUGCCGGGCGGACGCGUCGGAGGUGCAGCGGGAGGCGGACUGAGGCUGGCGGGCGCUGUGCCGCACAAUUCGCUAGAGGACGAGGACGCCGGGCCAGGGGCGGGGGCCGCUGCCCGCUGCUAGGGCCUGACCCUGCGCUUACCCCCCCUCCCCAAAGCCUCUCCUCGGAUGUGGUGAGCAUUGAGCAGUCCGGGCUCCUGGCCAGCCCUCCUCCUCCCCGCCGGGGCACGGACUCGGCCGGACGCCUGCCCGCUGCGCUCCCGGGGCCCUGAAUCGUGUUGUGCUGGAGGCGGGAGGCGCGUGGCCGUGCCCUCCGUGCUCCAAAGACGCUGUUGUUCCUCCAUCACUUUCCAGGUCUUUGUACUCCGCUAGGGAAUUAGUGUUUUUUCCCUUUGUCACCUUUUUUUUUUUUUUUUUUUUUUCAUGGUAGGUUCCCCCCCCCCACCCCCUCCGUUUCCCUUUUCCGUUGCGUUUUUGGUUCUGUGGCCGUUUGACCCAGUGGCGCGCAGGCGGCUCCUCCCCUCGGCGUUGCUUGCGGAGGAUGCAGGGAGGAGAGAGGAGGCAGUGCCGCGGGUUUGAUGCCGGCGGCACCCUGAGCCGGAGCGCUGGGCCGGCCCCGGGGGCAGCCGGAGGAGGUGGCCAGUGGAGCGUGGCCAAGGUGGGACACCAGCAACCCCGCGGCAUGGCCGGGGCAGGAACGACUCUGUCCCCGCUCCCGCACACGGCCCGGCGCAGCCCCUCUCCCGCCUCGGCGGCCCUGGGGAGCCCCGGAGGGUUAUGGCUGCUUGGGGUCUUUCCCCGGUGGGAGGACGGUGCCGGCGCGGCCGCGGCCCCGGCCCCUCUCCCCGUUCGUUCCCCCCGUGCCCGGGCGGCGCAGCUCCGGGGGCCAGGCCGUGUGGCAUCCCGUGAGGCAGCCCGGCCUGGGUGGGGGGGGGGCGGGGGGCGACCCCAGCCCCGUCCCAGUGGCCGUGGGCACGCGGUGUCCGUGGUGACCCCCGCCGCCCGGCUCCCGCUGUUGUUUCUCUGUCCCGCCGCCGUAAAUCGAAGCAGCCCCGCGCCCCCGUCCUGCUGGCUGGACGGUGCGGUGCGGUGCCCCCGGCCGGCGCGCAGCGGGGGGCCGGCCGGGCUGUGGCGGGUGCCCCCCGGCCCCCGGAGUGGGGGGGGUUUUUUAUCCAUAACCUCGUGGUGUAUUUUCAGUGCUACCCCUGGCCCUGCCCCGGCUGGUGCGGGGGGAGCUGUGAGCAGCCCCCCGCCGCCGUAUCCCCCCCGCCGUGCCCACGCGGGGCCAGGAGGGUGGGCCGCCCCGUCGGCGCGGGGCCCGGGAGCGAAGCCGCCGCCACGCCGCCGCCCGGCUCCAGCAAUCCCGCGUGGCCGUUGUUUUGCAUGAUUAAUUAGCGAGGAGGGUGACGGGAGGCGGUGGCAGGGGGGGCGGCGGUGAGAGGACCGCCCUCCCCUCGCGGCGCGUGUUGCCGACGCCUGGGAGCCUCCGAGCGGACGCCAGCCCUAUGUAAAUGUUCACAAAUAUGCAUGCAUGUCUGACCAGCUUGGAACGUGGUCUUGGCUACGUCUAGCCGGCUGUGGGGUGAGGGGGGUGGGGAGAGGGGUUUUUGUGCUCAGCUGAUACUGCCAUGCACUGUACUGCACAUGUCCGCAACGCCACAGCAGGACCGUGAGACUUUCAGGGCCGUCCCCGCGGGGUCUGCGCCCCUCCGGGCGGGAGGCGGCGGCAUGGGGGGGGGCGCCCGCGGCGGCGGCGUGUGCAAGGGGACGGGG
Molecule: messenger RNA, 3223 nt
Organism: Aquila chrysaetos chrysaetos
Lineage: Eukaryota; Metazoa; Chordata; Aves; Accipitriformes; Accipitridae
Gene: RNF44
Product: ring finger protein 44
Source: RefSeq, a predicted model, not a curated record